AUGUAUUUUUAUAGUGGGAAAUAUUACAACAUUGACGGAUAUUAAAUUUGUCUUCAAUAAUAAUAAUAAUAUUUGAUAUUCUUUUGCAAAUAAUGCAAAAAUAUGAAAAAUUGGAGAAAAUUGGAGAAGGAACAUAUGGAACUGUUUUCAAGGCAAAAAACAGAGAAACCCAUGAGGUUGUCGCACUGAAGAGAGUGCGUCUCGAUGAUGAUGAUGAGGGUGUUCCAAGUUCUGCCUUGAGAGAGAUUUGCUUGCUGAAAGAACUGAAACACAAAAAUAUUGUAAGAUUGCAUGAUGUACUGCACAGUGAAAAGAAAUUGACUCUGGUGUUUGAGUACUGUGACCAAGAUCUCAAAAAAUAUUUCGACAGCUGUAAUGGAGAAAUAGAUCAAGACAUUGUCAAGUCCUUCAUGUAUCAAUUAUUGCGAGGGCUGGCAUUCUGUCACAGCAACAAUGUGCUACAUCGGGAUCUGAAGCCUCAGAAUUUACUUAUCAACAAGAAUGGUGAACUUAAACUAGCAGAUUUUGGUUUAGCUCGAGCAUUUGGAAUACCAGUUCGUUUUUACUCAGCUGAGGUCGUGACCCUGUGGUACAGACCGCCUGAUGUUUUGUUCGGAGCCAAAAUGUACGCGACGUCUAUAGACAUGUGGUCUGCUGGCUGUAUAUUUGCAGAAAUGACGAAUGCUGGCAGACCCUUGUUCCCUGGCAAUGAUGUUGAAGAUCAACUCAAACGAAUAUUCAAAUUACUUGGAACACCUACCGGGGAGUCCUGGCCGGGAAUUAGCCAGCUACCAGAAUACAAGCCAUUUCCUAUGUAUCACGUCAGUACAACUUGGAUGCAGGUGGUGCCAAAAUUAAAUCCCAAGGGAAGAGACCUAUUGCAGCGGCUGUUGAUCUGUAAUCCCUCUGGACGUCUGUCGGCUGAGGAGGGUAUGCUUCAUCAGUACUUCAGUGACCUUGACGCGUCAAUUAAACUUGCCACAGAUAACUCGGCGCUCAUUAUACAAGGGAGAUAAUCCAGCUUUGAAUCAUCGGUAGAUAACUUAUUCUAGUCAAAACAUGAGCAAAAGGAUCUCAAUGUUCAGAGGAACACGCCAUACAGGCUGAAUGGAAUUUAAAGUAAUAUGCUCCAUUUUGAAUUUGGAAAUGACACAGAUGAAGUCACUCAUGCAAUUUGAGGUCACAGCAGAAAGUGACAUAAUAAAAACUGAAUGCUCGGUGUACAGUGUAUGUGGAUCUUUAGAAUGUGUUGUGUUGGUGAUUUGAUUGAUGGUUCGAUAUCUUGGUUAUUUUUGUAAUCAUGUGUACAUUCCUGCGAGGUUAAACACUAGAGAGGAGAGUAGAAAAUGAAGGGUUUUAAAGAUAGUGAUUUGUAAAAUGAAUGUGAAUUUGAUGUAUUUCUGAACAGGAACUUUACAGCACUUCAACUUCUGUAUACAUUAUCAAUUUUAAAAUUUAACUAAGUGUGUCUUCUAAAGUUGACCAACUACAUGUAGGCCACUCUUGUCUUAAAAACAAAUUGUGUUGUCAUGUUUUAAUGCCUUGUCUAAAACAAUUUUCUGUGUAGUAUUUGCAAAAUCAUCAUUUAAGAUAAAUUGUGUUGUCAUGGUUCAGUGCCAAGUCUAAAGCAAUUUUCUGUGUAGAAUUAGCAUCAAGAUAAUUGGUAUCAGAUGCAGGUACUAUUUCUGUUAUUGUCAACCUUUAAAGAUUGCUGGUAACAAAGACACCUACAAUUACAGUGAUAGAUUUUAAAGUCAUAGUUUGAUUAUUAUUUUUUCAAGGUACAUCCAAAAAAAUUUGAAUAAUGAAAUAUACAGCAAUGGAA
Molecule: messenger RNA, 1825 nt
Organism: Ostrea edulis (European flat oyster)
Lineage: Eukaryota; Metazoa; Mollusca; Bivalvia; Ostreida; Ostreidae
Product: cyclin-dependent kinase 5-like
Exons: 11
Coding region: 93-1016 (307 amino acids)
Biological process (GO): synaptic vesicle transport; protein phosphorylation; axonogenesis
Cellular component (GO): cytoplasm; nucleus
Molecular function (GO): ATP binding; cyclin-dependent protein serine/threonine kinase activity
Source: RefSeq, a predicted model, not a curated record